GCUGGAACUACGAUGCCAUGCUCUGAAGGUUACUAAGUGAUGUGGUCCCCCCACUGUUAGGAUUGGAAGCCUGGGUUAGGGUUCGUACUCUGACAGAAGUUAUUGCCUGAUCACUUAUUGCCCCAAACAUCGCCCUAGACUCAUAGGAAAAUACAAUCCAAGUGCUUAACACUAUCAAACCAGAACUGGAUAGGUUGCUGGUUCCUUUCAAUUGUUUGGAUUACUUGGUCAAUACUUGGAGGAGUUGAGUUUUGUUCACCCUCCACUUAAGAGGGUGAACAUUAUCCUCCUUCCUAUUGGUUGAAAUGAUGUGGAUCCCACCACAAAGUGAUGUCAUGCGUACAAAAAAGUGUAUUGCAUGGUAAGCAUGACAUCAUUUUGUGAUGAGAUCCACACUAUUUCAACCAAUAAGAGGGAGGGUAAUGUUCACCCUCUUUUAAGGAGAGCGAACAAAAUUACACUCAUACUUGGAGUGUUUACUUUAUUAGAUUGUUUGCUUCUACACGGUUGAUCCAACCCCAGGCGACGCUGAGGACGAUGGUGUGGAUGAUGAAUACCAGCUUGAGGACCUUGAGGUUGUUGCAGCAGAUUAUGUAUUAAAAGUCAGGGCCUCUAAUUUCAGGAAAGCUUGGGAAAGCAUGGGCCCAGAUUAUGAGCAGGUAGAUGAAUAUGGUCUUGGUGCAAGGGAAAGCUUGGCAGAAGCUGUCAAAUACGGUAGUAGGCCUUCUUGGCAUGCAGCCCUGUGAGGGCACAGAGGCGGUCCCACCAAACUCGAGAUCGCACACUUGUUUAUUGUCUGGUUUUUAGAUGGGCAUAAAGGUUCUCCUUCGGUUGUUGUUUGGCAUUGACAGGCCAAAAGAAGUUGCAAUGAAACUUGCCAUUAGAUCCAAGGAUGAAUCUGUCAGCGAUGCUAUUCACGAAAUCAUAGCAAGAGGCUAGUUGGAUACUUGGAGGGUUUUUUUUUCGGUCAACUAUACCGUGUUUCCUUCUUUUUUCUUUUUGUGAAUGGGAUCGGAAAUUUAUGGCUGCCAAAAGACCCGCUGGCUAUGAGAUGAAAAUGCAUAGCAGUCUUGAGUUGGGAGUUUUGCUGGGUGCGAGGAUACUCCUCUACUAUGUAGUUCGUAUUUUGUGGAGAGAUUUAUUUGUAGAUUGUUGUAUCUAGCAUAUGCCUGAUUUACUGUUCCCUGUUCUGCGAAAUGAAUUUUUGAAGCACCAUUUCCAACGGUCUUAGAAUCGUUAAUGUUGUGUAUUAUUCAUUGUACACAUUCUGAACUUCCAAAAUAAAUUCACC
Rhododendron vialii is the source of this 1291-nucleotide messenger RNA. Its product is annotated as coatomer subunit gamma-2-like. The record is from RefSeq and is a predicted model, not a curated record. Lineage: Eukaryota; Viridiplantae; Streptophyta; Magnoliopsida; Ericales; Ericaceae. Gene Ontology annotation, cellular component: Golgi membrane; endoplasmic reticulum; COPI vesicle coat. Gene Ontology annotation, biological process: endoplasmic reticulum to Golgi vesicle-mediated transport; intra-Golgi vesicle-mediated transport; intracellular protein transport.